AUGCGACUAUUCAUCAUUCCGAUCUCGACAAGACGAGCUCUGAUCUAUUGCCGGCCUCUCCGCACGGGAACUUCGAACGAAACUUCAGUGAUUGAUCGUAUCACAGGCAAGGCAGCUGAAACCUGGGCAAAAUGGGAGGAAGCUGAUAAAGGCUGGAAGAAAAAACUCGUUGACUGGGGCAAUCGGGUUCAACAACGAAUCCCAUUUGAAGAAUGGGGACUCAAGAGUAUCCCUUCCCUCAAUUCCCAACGGCGACUAGAUGAGUCGCAUGGAUCGGCGAAGGUGGAUGUGCUAUUCCCAGGAAAUGCAAUCAGAGAGGAGAAGCUACAGGCAUUGUUACGGAGAAUUGCCACUGAGAGGCAAGAUUUACACCGCAGGAGGAUGUGGUGGAGCUUUCUUGCAACUCCGUUAACGGGGCCUAUGGCAUUGAUUCCAGUAGUCCCUAAUAUUCCUUUCUUGUACCUUGUGUACCGAGGGUGGUCACAUUGGCGAGCAUUAAAUGGCUCUAAACACUUAGAGUUUCUAGUUGAGAAGGACUUAUUAAAGCCUGUAUCAUAUCCAGGGCUCGAACAAUUGUACGCAAAGCGGGUACCCCGUGCAUUGGAACAUAGCCACGUUGAAAAGCCCAUUUCGCAGAUGGCAGAGGACGUGGAAAACAGCAAAGACACAUUAUUGCUUCGCAUGACCGAUGCUAAAAAACUGGCUACAAUACUCGAUGCGCCGGAGCUGGCUUUAGAAGCAGAACGGGCAAUUGUACAGGCUGAAGAACAGCUGCAGGCGCAGAAGAAAGAAGAGCAGGAGAAGAACGCGCCCCAGAAGAAGCACGUAUGA
Molecule: messenger RNA, 831 nt
Organism: Aspergillus tanneri
Lineage: Eukaryota; Fungi; Ascomycota; Eurotiomycetes; Eurotiales; Aspergillaceae
Product: mitochondrial K+-H+ exchange-related family protein
Exons: 3
Coding region: 1-831 (276 amino acids)
Biological process (GO): proton transmembrane transport; potassium ion transport
Cellular component (GO): mitochondrial inner membrane
Source: RefSeq, a predicted model, not a curated record